Molecule: messenger RNA, 981 nt
Organism: Mesorhabditis spiculigera
Lineage: Eukaryota; Metazoa; Nematoda; Chromadorea; Rhabditida; Rhabditidae
Source: the annotation of a GenBank genome assembly
AUGGGAAACGUAUUCCGUAAGCGUGUUGCCCCAGCUGAAGAGCUCGAAACAAUAUCCGCACAAGUCAAAUAUUUCCGAGAAGAUAUUCAAGCCACCGCUGACCGCAGAAAAUGCGUAUUGUGGCGAUUAACAAUUCUUGUAUUCUUUCUAACAACUUCUGCCAUUGCAUAUGGAGUCCUGAAAUUCCAGGAUAAAAGCUGGGUGCUGAUUUCCGGUUCGUUGGCCACGGUCGGGCUACUUUUAUUAUAUUUGGUGCGAAGAGUCAUCAAUGCUUAUUAUGCAUACUCGGUUGCUAGAAAGCAGAGACACCUUGAUACGGCGAUUGAGAAGAAAAAACAGGUUCUGGAGAAUGUAAAGGAGACGGAGACGUUUAAAGUAGCGCAACAGUUGCUGGAGAAGUAUGAUGAAGGGGAGAGAGUGGAGAAGAAGCCGGAAGCGAAGGUGGAUGCUGAUGGAUUUAAGGUUCCGGAAGGGAAACCGAAUGAGGUUGUGCCCCAAACUCCUCAGAAUAAGAAUAAUGGAAAUGGGAGAAUGCCGAUGGCUACACCAACUCCAGGAGGGCCAGGGCCGAAGAUAAAUCCGAGGACUGGAGCUCCAACUCCGAUGAAGCCUAUGCCAAGGACGAUGCCGGUGCGGCCUUUUGUUCCGGAGGGGAAGACACUUACGGACAAACUUGUCGACUACUUCCUCGGCGAUGGCCCCGGCAGCCGCUAUGCCCUUUUAUGCCAAAAUUGUCAUGCUCACAACGGAAUGGCCCUCCCCGCCGAAUACGAGUACCUCCCAUUCUGCUGCUUCCGCUGCGGCCACCUAAACCCGGCCAAAAAACUUCGUUCUCAUUUGGCCCCAUCUGCAGCACCAACCCCUGCUCAUGGAUCUCCUCUAGAAAAGCCGGUCCCUCUAAGAAAUCGGGCACCACCUCAGAAAAAUGAGGUCGAGGAGAAGGAGAAGCUCCUGGAAGCGCCGGAGGAGAAAACAUCAGAC